Molecule: messenger RNA, 1921 nt
Organism: Bombyx mandarina (wild silkworm)
Lineage: Eukaryota; Metazoa; Arthropoda; Insecta; Lepidoptera; Bombycidae
Gene: mAChR-C
Product: muscarinic Acetylcholine Receptor, C-type
Biological process (GO): G protein-coupled receptor signaling pathway
Cellular component (GO): membrane
Molecular function (GO): G protein-coupled receptor activity
Source: RefSeq, a predicted model, not a curated record
CGGUGCCGGCUGCCGGUCGUCAGUAACGUGUCGAACACCGCCGUGUACGUACGUGUCCUACCCACUGAUUCAAACGUUCCAUAAAAAUAAUAUCGUAAAGUUUAUGUGCAGUGUCGUUGUACCAUGCAGGAUUUGUGUUUGAUUAUAGUGAAAUAAAACGAAAAAUACAGUGUUUCGGAGUUGACAACAUUGGAUUGGAGGUUACGAAACAAAACGCGAUAUUCCCGAGUUGUGAAAAAUGUGCGAACAGUCUCAUAGUGCAAAGACAAGUUCGUGCGCCAUAAGAGUGCGAGUGACACAUGAGUGAUACGUCGUGAGGACUGGUUGAGGCGAUGACCGCGUGAAGUUCGACCACGACGUCGAACGGUUCCGAGUGGGGGACGCUGGCGACCGCGCCCAGCGAUGGUAUGGACGGUGCAUUCGAGAACGAAAGCGACCGGGGAUGGAAUUCGACCGAAGAGGGGACGGAUGCGAACUUGUACAACUACUGGGCUUGGAGCAUCGUCGACGGUUCCCUCAUGGUGUUGAUCGUGAGCGGGAAUACUCUCACCAUCCUCGCCGUCACGCUGAGCAGAAAAUUAUCAUGUUUAGUAUCCAACCAGUUCGUACUAAACCUGGCGAUAUCAGAUCUAAUGGUCGGCCUCACCCUGCCGUACCACCUCGUUUUCUACCUGGACGAUGAAUUCGGAACGGUCAAAUGGACGUGCUUAAUGAGAUUCAUUCUCAUAAUAUUAGCAUGUUUGGCGUCCAUUUACAACAUCAUAGCUAUAGCCGUAGACAGGUACAUAGCGAUCGUGCACCCGCUCCAUUACAGCCGGUACAUGACGAAGCUGGUGACUCGAGUGCUGAUGAGCGCCACGUGGUCUGUGGCCGUGUGCAUCAGCUGCAUACCGAUAUUCUGGAACGAGUGGCAUGACGGAAUUGCCUGCGAAAUGAACAUGGUGGUACCGAAGUCAUACACGACGAGCAUCUUAGCGCCAAUGUUCUCUUUGAUAUGGAUGGUCAUGUUCAUUCUUUACUGGCGGAUAUGGCGCGAGGCAACUUGCCACGCGAGACGGAUGCGAGCCAACACUUGUUGCCCUACCGGAGCCAAUGACUGGAAGAGUAUACAGGUCGUACUGCUGGUUCUUGGAUCGUUUUCCAUAUGCUGGAUGCCGUUCGUGGUAGUGGCUUGCGCACAGACCUUACCGAUUAUGCCGUUACACAAUCACAUCGCUUACAGACUAACCUCUUCACUGGCCAUGUCCAAUUCAGGAAUCAAUCCUCUUAUUUACGCUUGGAAAAAUGCUGGAUUCCGUGCGGCUUUCGCUAAACUGCUACGUUGCAAGCGACCUGACACAUCGGAAUACAGAGGAUCACCGGCACCGGAAAGGAAGAGAGGAUCCGUGGCUUUACGUGAAGGCUCUAUCACUCGAUCUAGCGCUCCGGCCGCUCUAUCCAGCAUGGGUGGUCGUCCUGCAAGACUGUUGUAUGUCGAACAGGAUUCAGAUACAUCUAGAUGCCGCAUCAUUGAAAACGCUGGGUAUGUUGACUCGGAGAGGGGUGAUUCCAACCCGUCUUAUGCUCCCGACGGUCCGACACCCGUCCACAAUAAGACCGCGGCCUGCUCCCCGGACGCAGUGUAGUGCAAUAAAACGACAAAAGACGUUUAGUGGGAAAAAUAAAACGCUUCUAGUUAAAUCAUUAGUGACAUUAGGGUACAGUUUUCGCAUUUAGGUGCCUGUUUAAAUCUACUCGCUCAAGUUUUUCAAAAGCUUUAUUGUUGAAAUUUUAUUCAGAGAUUACGAUUAGUUCCCCUACCUACCUGAAUUAAAUGGUUCUCUGUAAAUGGUGUUUAGAUUAUGUAAUUAAAAAGAUGUUCUAUGUAAUAUUAAAAAUUAAAUAUAUUAUUAUGGUUAAAUGUAAAUAGGUCUCUGUCAUU